This is a messenger RNA of Trifolium pratense (red clover), 575 nucleotides long. RefSeq names its product cytochrome c oxidase subunit 6b-2. The coding region runs from base 119 to 352 and encodes 77 amino acids. Gene Ontology annotation, cellular component: mitochondrion; respiratory chain complex IV. The transcript is spliced from 4 exons. Lineage: Eukaryota; Viridiplantae; Streptophyta; Magnoliopsida; Fabales; Fabaceae. The record is from RefSeq and is a predicted model, not a curated record.
AGCAAGGCCCAUAUCAAGACCCUGUAAUAUUUAUAUUUAUUUAUCAAAUUUGUUCUUUGUUUGAUUUUGUUCGUCGAAUUGAAUUGUUGAUUGAUCGAGUCUGUCUUCUCUCUCACUCAUGGCGGAGAUUGAGCUAAAAACAGCACCUGUUGAUUUUCGUUUUCCUACAACCAAUCAAACCCGACACUGUUUCACUCGCUACAUAGAGUUUCAUAGGUGCAUGGCAGUAAAAGGUGAAAGUUCAGGCGACUGUGAGAAAUUUGCCAAAUAUUAUCGUUCUCUUUGCCCCGGUGAAUGGGUUGAAAAGUGGAAUGAACAAAGGGACAAUGGCACUUUUCCAGGACCUCUUUGAAAAGCAUGUGUGUUGGCUACCCUUAGUUCUGAGGCAUAUGAAUGAAAUUUUUUCAACAAUCUGUUGGUUUAUUUUUUCUUAAAUACAUUUGAUUGAUUAUCUUCACCAAGUCAUGAUUGUUCAAAUAAGGCAGCUUAUGAACAUUGCUUGCUCCACACAUUCCUGAAACAAUUUUGCUUUUUAAGCUAAUAUAAUGGCUCUGAUAUAUUAUUUUCUUUGUUCA